Capra hircus (goat) is the source of this 2717-nucleotide messenger RNA. It is a transcript of the gene CD200, whose product is annotated as CD200 molecule. The record is from RefSeq and is a predicted model, not a curated record. The transcript has 5 exons. Gene Ontology annotation, biological process: negative regulation of macrophage activation; regulation of immune response. Gene Ontology annotation, molecular function: cell-cell adhesion mediator activity. NCBI's taxonomy places the organism in Eukaryota, Metazoa, Chordata, Mammalia, Artiodactyla, Bovidae. The coding region runs from base 838 to 1425 and encodes 195 amino acids.
CGCCCCUGGGAUUCUACUGUUUACAGUGCUGGUUCCUUUUCACAUUUAAGAUAUCACAUUUGUUCAUGUAAAAAUGUUUAUUUAUUCAUUUGUAGAAUUUGUUAUUCCUCUAUCAUUGUGUUAGCAUACUCAAGUGUUUGUCUAUUAUUGUAUUGAGAUUUCCCAUUGAGUCAUCCAUCGUUAUCAAUAUGAGUAGCCAGCAUUGGAGGGGGAAGAAAUUAUUGCCAUACCUUAUAUUCUGUACUACAUUCAGUAAAAAUGGGGGACUGUAUAGAUUGUCAUUUGGUUGUCAAAGCUCUCUGGUACUAUCAGCCUCCUGGAGCAAUUGUCUUGUACAUCUCUCUGUCCAUGUGCCUAUAUUUACCGCUGCUUCCUCACGGCAGACAUCACUACUGUUGCCCCUUCCUUUUCAGAUGUGUGUGUGGAAUGUAUAGGGCUGCUGUAACUUCUUCACUUAAACUAAUCACUGCAUAUUGUCCAUUGGCCGUUUCUUAUUCCUAACUGUUACUGUUCCAGGCAUAAACUCACUUGGUGAUACUUCUAUCCUAUCUGGCAGUUUCCAUCUUCAACCUCAUUUCACCUAAUUUCCAGCCUACAGGGAUUCUUCAUGUAAAUUCUGGUCACUGGGAGUUUGCUUUCUUAUUUUUCUACUCUGCUACUCUUAAAGACUGAACAAACAUAUUUGAACUUAUAUUUCUCUAGCAACAUCAGGAAGUGGUGACCCAGGAUGUAAGAGGGCUGCUGAACACACCUGCUUCUUUAAGAUGCUCUCUGCAAAAUCCCCAGGAAGUUUUGAUUGUGACAUGGCAAAAAAUCAAGGCUGUAAGCCCAGAAAACAUGAUCACCUACAGCGAGAACCAUGGGGUUGUAGUCCAGCCUGCCUACAAGGACAAGAUAAACAUCACCCAGCUGGGACUCAUGAACUCAACCAUUACUUUCUGGAAUACCACCUUGGAAGAUGAGGCGUGUUACAAGUGCCUCUUUAAUACCUUUGGUUCUGGAAAGAUCUCAGGAAUAGCCUGCCUCACUCUCUUUGUACAGCCCACAGUAUUUCUUCACUAUAAAUUAUCUGAAGAUCACCUAAAUGUCACUUGCUCUGCCAAUGCUCGCCCAGCCCCUAUGAUCUCCUGGAAAGUCUCUGGGUCAGGGAUUGAGAACAGUACCAAGAUCGUCUCACACCCCAAUGGAACAACAUCUGUCAUCAGCAUCCUCCAGAUCAAAGACCCCAAGAGACAGGUGGGGAAGGAUGUGAUCUGCCAGGUGCUACACCUGGGGACUGUGACCGACUACAGGGAAACUGUGAACAAAGGCUUUUGGUUUUCAGUUCCACUGCUGUUAAGCAUCGUCUCCUUGGUAAUUCUUCUGGUCUUAAUCUCAAUUCUACUCUACUGGAAACGUCAUCGGAACCAAGAUCGAGAGCCCUAGAGGAGUCACACAGAACCCUGAAAGUUAUUUCCUGGUCUGCUUGAAUCUGGCUCAGGAGGCAAGCAGAAGAAAGAGGAUCAUUCUCCAAGGAACCUAAAAGAGCAAAAAAAAAAAAAAAAAAAAAAACAGGAGUCAAAGGCCUAAGAAUUUCAAGACUUUCCACUGCCACGUAGGCCACCCAGUGCUUCUGUGAGUUCCCAGAGGAAGUCAUUUUACCUCUCAGGUCUGUUGUAGGACUUGGUUUUGUAAAAUGAUGUAGUAUUGUGCUGUUGAAAGGAUGCUGGACUUGGAGCCAGGAGCCACCGCUCGGAGGUUGACUUUGACUCCAACUGGUGGCAACUCUGUGUUAAUCAUAUCUCAAUGAACUUUCACAUUUGCAUCCAGAAAGUUAAGAAGUUGGACCAAAUAAUUUUCCAUUCAGCUCUAAAAACAGAUGCAAUUCCAGGGGGAAAAAAAAUGAUAAAGAGGAAAGAAAGAGAGAAGAAUACAGGAAGGUAGGGACCAAAGAACUUUCCUGAGACUGCCUUUUGCCUUUCUGUGGAUAUGCCAUCUCUUCUCCCCUUCUUAUGUGGUCCAUAAGUCUAUUUCCUCAUCACUGGGUAUCUUGUCCACUGCCUGCUCACUGUUUUUGCUAUUAACUGGUCUUUCCAGCAGUCUCAGUUUCACUGCUGUUCCUCAUGUACUUCUGUGAUGUUUACCACAAUGGCAGUGGAACUCAACUUAUUGUGAAGUAACAUUGGCAACCUUAACUUUGCUUAUCUGCUCUUAUAGCAGACUAAAUAUUGUUAGUCUUAUACAGCAGCUUGCAUUUUUUAAAAAGCAUGCAUUUCUCAUCCAUUUGUCUCAUAAUAUGACCCAGCCCUAUUUUAAUCAUUCUAAAUUCAACCUAGUGUGGUGAAAUAUAUUAUGAAAAGAGGUGUUUAGAAAGUUUUCUGAAUAGCAGUCAGUUAAUUCAAAUGCUUUGCCUCCCCCAACUUUUUUUCUCACAAGGUAACUUGUCACAAUAGCAGAGGAAGCAUGUAUGGCUGUACAAAUUCCUUUGUCAUAAACAUAUUGUUCUAACUAGUGGAACAGUUUUGAACUCUUAAAUCAUCAUUGGACCAAGCUGGUGACUUUUUCAGUAUCUUUUGCUUUCUUGUCUGUAUCCAGUGACCUAGGAACUAAACCUUAAGUUGUCUUUAUUGUUGUAUUGACUAUUUAUAUAUUUAGUAAGCUUUUUGUAUGUUAUUUAAUUAUGUAUUAUUUCAUAUAUUUGUAUUAACAUACUAAAUAAUUAAAAGUGUUUAACUAUU